AUGGAUGAAUAUUUGGGCGCUUUCAGAUCUUCAAGUUGCGGCCAAGAAAGAGUGAGAUUAGAAAAGGAAUUCAACGCUUGUAAUUUAGAGCGUAUCGCUGGAUUACAAAUUGAGUGGACAAUGAAUCUUGCAGAUCAUCUACAGUUGACAGAUGAAGAGAAUAAAGUAUCCAUAUUUUGCUAUGCUUCAUUUUUGGAAUGCCAGUUGAAAAGUACUAUAUUCCCAAAAGGAUUUAUCGCGGAAACAUUGCGAACUAUCCGCCUCCUUAUUCCUCAAACAGAAAAACAAACUAAGCAAUGGUUCGAGAAGAAAUGCUUGUCCGCACCUCACCUUGACCAAAAAGUGCUGAAGUGCGGUCGACUGAGGGCAGAAAAUAGGCGAAUUGAAGAUUUUGAAUUCUGGCGCGAACAACUUGUGAUUCUAAAGCAGUACUCCGAUGAAGCAGAACCAAAUACUAUAUCUCAAUGGUGGUGUGACAGACGGAAGCGAGUACAAUGGUAUACUUUCUGGGUUGCAAUGCUAGUUUUAAGUCUUACUAUUUUCUUUGGAUUGAUUGAAUGCGUGAAGGGAGCCUUACAAGUAUAUAAAGCAUUUAACAAUUAA
Molecule: messenger RNA, 603 nt
Organism: Sclerotinia sclerotiorum 1980 UF-70
Lineage: Eukaryota; Fungi; Ascomycota; Leotiomycetes; Helotiales; Sclerotiniaceae
Exons: 2
Coding region: 1-603 (200 amino acids)
Source: RefSeq, a predicted model, not a curated record